AUGAAGCAGAGCCGGGGGAUGCUGCUGCUCUACAGCCUGAAGAACCCCUCCUUCCCCGAGGACGCCUUCGCCAGCGAGAGCGGCAUCAUGUGCCUCGACAUCCACGUGGAGCACCCCUACCUGAUUGCGGUGGGCUUCUACGACGGCAACGUGGCCAUCUACAACCUGAAGAAGCCCACGGCCACCCAGCCGGGCUACAAGAGCAGCACCCUGUCUGGGAAGCACAGCGACCCCGUCUGGCAGGUGAAGUGGCAGAAAGACGAUAUGGACAACAACUUGAAUUUCUUCUCGGUGUCUUCAGAUGGCCGCAUUGUCUCCUGGACGUUGGUCAAG
Messenger RNA from Pseudonaja textilis, 333 nucleotides. NCBI's taxonomy places the organism in Eukaryota, Metazoa, Chordata, Lepidosauria, Squamata, Elapidae. The record is from RefSeq and is a predicted model, not a curated record.